CAAAUUUAUUGUAGUUUAUGCUUUUGCUUAAUCUUGAGGAUUCUAAUUGGAGUCGGCAGCUGUUGGAGUUUGGUUCUUACGAGUAGUAGUGAAAAGACCACUGGUAAUGCAUAGGUGAUGAUAGUUUUACUGUUUUAGUAGUGGAGAGCCCCCGUAAGGUAUAGUUCCUUGUGAUCGGAAUUGUAUAAGGUGUUAUUUGUUUUAAUGGGAAAGAAAGGGUCUCCACGAAGCCCACGUCCUCCAUCUAUGCAUGUAAAGCCAUCUUUUGGGAUGAAAAACCACCAGGAUAAGUGCUUGGAAAAUCUACUGGGCAGUGAUCCUUCUUUUGGGAGGAGAGCAUCAGGGGGAGACCACUCAUGGAACAAGGAUAUGCUGCUUAAUGGGUUGAAGGAUGAUGAUAAAAGAAUUGGUGGUUCUGUGGUCACAUUUAGUGGAAAAAGGCAGAUGUGGCUUGGUAAGCAUUCGAGGCUGAUGGUGUUUGCCUUUGGGUUGAUGGGUUCCCUUUUCUUGCUCGAUUCCCUUAUGUUCUCCAUUAUUCAUUCCAUAAAUCUCAAGAACAGUUCUCACCAGAGAGAACCAAAUGGGUUGAAGGAUGUGCAGAUGGAUUAUGUCCAUGAAAAAAAGGGACCAACAAUUAUGUAUGAUCGGCUUCUAAAUCUGGCUUCUAGUGCUCUUGCAGAGAAAGAAUUCAGAGGUGACUCAGUAAAACUCUGGGAGGAGCCACAUAAACAGGCAUCUCAAUGGAAACCUUGUGCUGAUAAAACUGGUCCAUUAUACCAAGGAAAGCUCACAAAAAGCAGUGGCUUUAUAUUGGUUAGUGCAAAUGGCGGUCUCAAUCAACAACGAGUUGCUAUUUGCAAUGCGGUUGCUGUAGCAUCAUUACUUAAUGCAACUUUAGUUCUUCCCAAGUUUCUUUACAGCAAUGUGUGGAAUGAUCCAAGUCAGUUUGGAGAUAUCUAUCAAGAGGAAUAUUUCAUGGAUCUUUUGAAGGAUGAAGUGAAUAUUGUAAAGGAAUUACCUCCUCAUCUUCAAUCAUUGGACUUUGAGGCAAUUGGCAGUCUAAUUACAGAUGCUGAUAUUGUAAAGGAGGCAAAACCCAUUGAUUUUGUUAAGAUUGUAUAUCCUCUACUGCUGCGAAAUGGAGUUGUUCACUUCCUUGGAUUUGGCAAUCGACUUGGAUUUGAUCCAUUGCCUUUUCACCUUCAAAGAUUAAGAUGCAAAUGCAACUUCCAUGCUUUAAAGUUUGUGCCCAAAAUUCAGGAAAUUGGUUCAUUAUUGGUUAAAAGGAUAAGGAAACAUGAUGGUGCACGGAGUCUUUUAGAUAAGCAGCUGCUUGGAAACUAUAUUUCUGAUCUUCCUCCUGAAGGACAUUAUGCUUCAACAGGGUCAUCCAAAUAUCUUGCCUUGCACAUGAGAUUUGAAAUGGAUAUGGUGGCCUAUUCGGUAUGUGAUUUUGGAGGAGGAGAAACUGAAAAGAAGGAACUCCAGGCCUAUAGGGAGAGUCACUUUCCUUUGUUGGUUGAGCGUUUGAAAAACUCUAGCAGAUCUGUUUCUCCAGAAGAGUUAAGGAAGUUGGGUAAAUGUCCAUUGACACCGGAAGAAGCAGCACUUAUGCUCUCUGCCCUUGGUUUCAAACGUAGCACAUACAUCUAUCUUGCUGGGUCUAAUAUAUAUGGGGGUCAAUCCAGGAUGCAUCCCUUCACUAGCCUUUACCCCAAUUUAGUUACAAAGGAAGAUUUCCUCACACCAAGUGAACUUGCACCAUUAAGGAAUUUCUCUUCUCAGCUGGCAGCACUGGACUUAAUCGCCUGUGCAACUGCCGAUGUGUUUGCAAUGACAGAUUCAGGAAGUCAGUUUUCAUCCCUGGUAUCUGGUUACCGGGUUUACUAUGGUGGUGGCCACGCUCCAACAGUGAGGCCCAACAAGAAGCGUAUAGCAGCAAUUUUGUCUGAAAAUGGCACAAUAGAAUGGGCUGCAUUUCAAGAUAGGGUGAGAAAGAUGAUUGAUGAAGGUCAAAGGGUACGCAUAAGGGGUUUUGGUAGAAGUAUUUAUCGACAGCCAAGGUGCCCAGAAUGCAUGUGCAAGGGUCAUUAAUAACAAGCCUCAAUCCUCACCAAACAUUUUCCUUUAUUUGUGUCAUCAGAUCUCUCUUUUUUUUUUUAUAAAAUUUAUUUUUUUUGGGCCGUGAAUCAAUAAGAAGCCCUCAGCCAGGCAUAUGGGUAUGGGUAUGCUAGGUAGUUCACAGUCUGACAGGAGUUUUGGUUGUUGCCUGACAGGAGAUGGAUGACUCCAGAUGGAAACAAACAUUUUUGUGGCUACUGAUGCCAUAGUCUUGGUACUGCAUAUGUUAGUACUGGGUCUAUUUCAUCAGUGCCAUCUAUUCUUUUGCUGUGUAAAGUUUUUUGUUCUAGCUUUUUAGUUGAUUCAUUAGCGCCAA
This is a messenger RNA of Nelumbo nucifera (sacred lotus), 2437 nucleotides long. Its product is annotated as O-fucosyltransferase family protein. NCBI's taxonomy places the organism in Eukaryota, Viridiplantae, Streptophyta, Magnoliopsida, Proteales, Nelumbonaceae. The record is from RefSeq and is a predicted model, not a curated record.